Molecule: messenger RNA, 1209 nt
Organism: Sclerotinia borealis F-4128
Lineage: Eukaryota; Fungi; Ascomycota; Leotiomycetes; Helotiales; Sclerotiniaceae
Source: the annotation of a GenBank genome assembly
AUGGCCUACGAUCACCCCGUCCAGAAUAGUGAGGUUUACCUUCUCAAUUCUGCACCUCAUACCUGCCUUCCUGCUUCGGCUCCACCAUCACCACCAACUCCAAGUACACCAUGCGACGAACUUCCGCCUCCAAUCGACGACCUCAUGUCAUUAACUCCCUACGAAAUACAAAAGGGAUGUUCGCCCUUUAGCCAACGAUUAUCAAGAGCAGUCCAUGUUCUUAGUACGGAAGCUACAUCUCUCUCAUCCUUAACUAUGUGGUACGAUACGGAUCCAGUUGCAAGAGAUGGUUUCUGUCGUGCUGUGGAAGCUAUCAAAAGAUCCAUUGGGGAAAGGGGAAACAUUGUUAUUUGUGGCGUAGGUAAGAGUGGAUAUAUUGCCCAGAAACUCGUGGCAACAAUGCGCAGUCUCAGUAUCCAAGCAACCUAUAUUCACGCCACCGAAGCUGUACACGGAGAUGUUGGAGCUAUCGGAAAAUACGACACCAUCCUCCUAAUAACUUUCUCGGGCAAAACCCCUGAAUUACUUGACCUUCUUCCUCACCUCGACUCGUCCCUCCCAAUGAUCGUCAUGACUGGUCACACCCAUCGAUCCACGUGCGAAAUUAUUAGACGCCGACCAAACGCGAUUUUAUUGCCAGCACCAACUCAUGAAUCAGAAACACUGUCAUUUGGUCUUUCCGCUCCAACAACAUCCACCACCAUGGCGAUAGCCUUAGGAGAUGCUCUCGCGCUAGUCACCGCCCAAGAGCUCCAUCCCAGCAUUGCCGCUGUUUUUUCCAGAAACCAUCCCGGAGGUGCAAUUGGUGCCACAUUUAUGGCGCCUCAAAAGGUCUCAGAUCUCGCAAUCUGUCUUUCGGACAUGCCCGACCUAGGCGAUGGACCAAAUACAGGAGCUCAUGUUCUCAUCACAGCUUAUGGAUCAGAUUCGGGAUGGGCUCGUUGUGGAACCGGUGUCGUUUUACCACCCCGUUGCAUCAAAAAGCUUGGAAAGUCCGACAUGGAUUUGCCAGCGGCCACGAUUAAUGGUUUGAUGAUACCAAGCACGAAAUGGAUCACAAUCCCAGCCGAGACGGAAGUCACCGCCGCAAGGGAAAUAUAUAGAAGACUAGGCUCCGAAACUGGCUUCACACAUUCCGACAAUACCAUCCUAGCAGUCAUGGAUGAUCAUGAGCUCAUAGGAGUUUUGCAGAUUGGUGACUUAGCAUGA